Molecule: messenger RNA, 637 nt
Organism: Periconia digitata
Lineage: Eukaryota; Fungi; Ascomycota; Dothideomycetes; Pleosporales; Periconiaceae
Source: the annotation of a GenBank genome assembly
CACACUUUCUUCAAUUCUCCCCAUCUUGGAUAGACGUCCUCCUUGCUGCUGGACAGUAGCGUUGCAUCGAAUCAGUUAUACCCCUUCCAUUCAUUUGAACCAAAGAGAUACCCUUUUCUCCAAGACGCUCCUUUCUCUUCCUUUCCCAUCAACAGCCGGCUGUUCUCUCGCAACUCUUCUAUCCAACUACCCGUCAUCGACAUAUCCAUAUUUCUAUACAUAUACGCCCUUACUUGCGCUACACGCCCAGGCUGCUGUGAGCCGCAACGAGCCUCUUCACCAUCCAAACCCGCGCAGGGAACCAAGAAAGCGCUUCUCACCAAUCAACCUAUCUCUCACCACUCUCUCUCUCUCUCUCUCCAAAGAAAAGAAGAAAAACACCCCCUUCAACCAAACAACGACCGAAGAAAAACGAACAAGAAAAAUGGCUCUCGAAUUCCUCGCCCCGAUAACAACGCCCGCCGCCCUCCGCUCCGUCCAGGCCGACGCCUCACCCCUCAUCACCACCAUCCUCGUGCUCAUCGGGCUCAGCUUGGAAGGUGGCAUCAUCGCCUGGAUCCAUUUCGCGACAAAGGACCCCAAUGCGAAACCAAAGGAGAAGAAGAAGGGCGGCUUCUUUGGGUUCCUGAAGAAAUAA